AUGGAUGUGUGGAUGGAGACAGCAAACGGUACGACUAUAUCUCUGCCAACGAUGGAUCUGUUCUGUAUUGAAGUCAAUAGAGAGCCCAAAGCCAUCAGUGAUCCCGUCUUUCUGGACGACGACCGCAUCCUUAAGAAUCUGAUGCUCACCGAAGAGAGAUAUACCAUCUCUUCCUCUUACUUCAAGUGCUUUCAAACUGAACUCAAGCCACACAUGAGGAAAGUGGUGGCAAACUGGAUGCUCGAGGUAUGUGAAGAAGAGCGCUGUCAAGAAGAGGUAUUUCCACUGGCAAUGAAUAUUUUGGACCGGUUUCUAGCGAUUGUCAAAAUCCGCAAAAGUCAAUUACAAUUACUCGGCUCAGUCUCCCUCUUCUUAGCCUCCAAAUUAAGGCAAACGCGUCCCCUCUCUGCCGACAAACUAAUUGUAUACACAGACAAGUCUAUCACAAUAGACGAGUUAAUGUCCCUUCUGAAUUUUGUCAACUUGUCGUACAAUGUGUUGGGAAUGCCGGGCUGGGAGUUAUUAGUGCUCAAUAGACUGAAAUGGGAUUUGGCAGCAAUCACUCCAAACGACUUUUUAAACAUUCUUCUCAGAAGACUUCACAAAUGGCCAAAAGUAUCCGAAGUACAGAAGCUCAUCAGAAAACACGCGCAAACAUUCAUCGCAUUAUGUGCUGCAGGUAAUGACAAACUCAUUUCC
Oppiella nova is the source of this 699-nucleotide messenger RNA. The record is from the annotation of a GenBank genome assembly. Lineage: Eukaryota; Metazoa; Arthropoda; Arachnida; Sarcoptiformes; Oppiidae.